AUGGCGCGCGUCAAUGUGUCGGCGGCGUGGCUGGUGCUCGCCGUCGUCCUCGCGCUCCUGCUCCCGUCCUCGUUCUGCGCCGCGGAGCCAAUCAAGACCACGCCCACGCGUUUUAGCUUCCGCCUCCCGCUCCCCGAUGGCGUCAGCGGCGCCGAAAGCCUCGCCUUCGACCGUCGUGGCCAGGGUCCCUACGCCGGCGUCUCCGACGGCCGCGUGCUCAAGUGGGGCGGCAGCGCGCUCGGCUGGACCACGUUCGCGCACAGCGCCAACUACCGGAGGAUCCCGCUGUGCACGGCCUCCGUGGUGCCGUCGGAGGAGACGGAGAGCAUGUGCGGUCGCCCGCUGGGGCUGCAGUUCUUCGCCAAGACCGGCGACCUCUACAUCGCCGACGCGUACCUGGGGCUGAUGAAGGUCGGGCCGGACGGCGGCGAGGUAGAGGUGCUGGCGACCCAGGCCGACGGCGCGCCGUUCCACUUCGUCAACGGGCUGGACGUCGACCAGGCCACCGGCGACGUCUACUUCACCGACAGCAGCACCACGUACCCGCGCAGGUUCAACACGGAGAUCAUGAUGAACGCCGACGCGACGGGGCGGCUGCUCCGGUACGACGCGCGGUCGAAGCAGGUCACCGUGCUCAGGGCCGGCCUGCCGUACCCAAACGGCGUGGCCGUGAGCGCCGACAGGACGCACGUGGUGGUGGCGCACACGGUGCCGGCGCAGGCGUUCAGGUACUGGCUCAGGGGGCCCAGGGCCGGGCAGUACGAGCUCCUGGCGGACCUGCCGGGGUACCCGGACAACGUGAGGCGCGACGCCAGGGGAGGCUACUGGGUGGCGCUCAACCAGGAGAAGGCGCGGAUCGACGCGACGGCGGCUCCCGCGAAGCACCUGGUGGGCGUCCGGCUCCGCGCAGACGGCGUGGAGGUGGAGGAGCUGACGGCGGCCAAGGGCGUCACGCUGAGCGACGUCGCAGAGAAGGACGGCCAGCUGUGGCUGGGGUCGGUGGAGCUCGACUACGUCGGCCUAGUUUAUUAGUACAGUAGCUAAGAUAGUUAUACAUUAGUUGGAGCGUCGUCAUUAGCAG
Messenger RNA from Panicum hallii, 1081 nucleotides. Its product is annotated as protein STRICTOSIDINE SYNTHASE-LIKE 10-like. The transcript has a single exon. The record is from RefSeq and is a predicted model, not a curated record. Gene Ontology annotation, molecular function: strictosidine synthase activity. NCBI's taxonomy places the organism in Eukaryota, Viridiplantae, Streptophyta, Magnoliopsida, Poales, Poaceae. Bases 1 to 1032 code for a protein of 343 amino acids. Gene Ontology annotation, biological process: biosynthetic process.